UUUGAGCCUUAAGUUUUGGUUUCUGUAGGUACAAUAGUUCCCUUUCUCUUCUUUCCCUUCUCAGACCCGGCUGAGACAGCAGGACAUCGGCCUGAAGACCCACCUGGACCAGCUGGACCUGCAGAUCAGCAAGCUGCAGCUGGAUGUGGGCACAGCCUCAGGGGAGGCCCUGGACAUCGACAGCAGGCCCAGCUCAGGUACCAGGGUGCCCUGACCUCCUGGACACAGGGCCAGGCACGCAGCCCAGGCAGAGGUGAAGCCUGUCCCGCCAGCCCGUCUCGGGCUGAAAUUCCAUUCCACUGCUCUCCCAGUGUCUGUGCAGGGAGGCAGCCGCUUCAUCAGGCUGAUCUGAAAGUUAGGAAGCAACACUGGAGCCUUUCUCAAGGCAUAUAUAUUAAUUGGCUACCUCACUCUUAUUUUUUUAAUUUGCAAAAAUCACACUGUGGUCUAAGUGACAUCGCUGACUCAGGAGGCCUGGGGCUGAAGCACCUCCCCAGACUGGUCUCCUUCUCAACUUGGCAGGCGCCAGGGAAGAGAGAGAGAGACAGGGGCCAGGGGCCUGUCCUCAACGGGCCGAAAUCCAGAGGAAGAGGCCACCCCUUAGGCAGGCAUUGACCACCCAGGACUAACGGGACCACUUGCCAGGAAAAGGGAGGGCAGUGCUGCCGAGUGGGGGGUGGAGUGGGCUCUCACCAACUCACUGACAGCCCCUGGGAAGAAUCCUGUACAUCUUCACCUGAGCCACACUCUCCCAGGCCGGCCGUGUGGACGAUGGCCCACAGCCUCCGGCUUUUAUGAGAUGAGCGACGGUGGAUCCUGCUCCCUGUCCACGUCCUGUGCCUCUGUCUGCAGUGACCACAUCUCUCCCUCGCUGGGCAGUUUGUUGCCUGUGGCCCAGGCCCCCAAGGCCAGGCCCAGCAUGGGGGACUGGAGGCCCCGGUCGGUUGAUGAGACUACUGUGCCAGCGUGGAGACCCCAGGCUACCGAGGAGGGCACCAGGCCCCGGGGCAGCAUGGAGAAUGCAGGCCAGCCGUGGGGCACAUUCUGGCCCAGGCCGGUGUCUACAGGUGAUCUUGACAGAGCCCUGAUGGCAGACACGGGGCUCCAGAAAGCCAGCACAGGUGCUGAGCUCCUCGGGCUCCUCUGCCAGGGGGUGGACUUCCCGCUGCACAUGCCAGACCCCAAGUAUCGGCAAGACCUGGUGUCCCAGGGCGGUAGGGAAAUGUACCCGUACCCCAGCCCCCUGCACGCCGUGGCUCUGCAGAGCCCCUUGUUUGCCCUGACUAAGGAAAUCCCACAGAGCAGUGGCCCCUCGUGCCCCAGGGAGACCCCCCUAGGCCCCGCAGGUCUGAACACCAUCCAGACUGGGCCCGUCCUCGAGGCCGGUCCGGCCAGAGCCAGAGCCUAUAUCGACAGGCUGCUGCAUCUGUGGGGCCGGGAGACCCCAGCAAAGGGUAGUGGGGGAGAACAGGGACCUCUACGGCAUGCAGUGACCCCAUCCCCACAGAGGCAGGGGGGCUGGAGUACAAAUGGUGGAGGGCGACUAUUGGUCUUCGCCCCCGGGAGGGAGGACGAGGGAGGGCCAGCUCGGAGCAGGGGUGCUGGCAGGGGCCCCCAGCAGCAGGGAUCCAUGCCUCUUGAGGGUCCCCCGCACCCUGGCAACCUUCCAGAGGAGCCCUCGAAGACUUGCGUCCUCAGGGAGACCAUGGCGCGGCCCUCUCCCAGCUGGAAGGCCCAGCAGACACCCCCAGCUCAGGACUGUGGACGAGGCAACGUCAUAUCCCCAUCCAGGAUGCUGGACAAGAGCCCCUCACCGGCCUCUGGGCACUUUGCCCACCCUUCCUUGGCUGCCAGUCUGAAAAUGGGUCCCCCCAAGAGCAAGGCCGAAAAAAUCAAGAGAAGGCCAGCGGACAAGGUGCUGCUGAGGUUUGCAAGGCAGCCGCCGCUUCUACUGGAGAGGCCUGAGGGAGCCCCUGCAGCCGCCCAGCCGUCCCUGGAGUGGGACCCUGCCCACUGGUCCCCAGGGAGGGGUGGGCUCCAGCAGAGGCCGGCCCUGGCCUGGGAGGCACCCGGGCGCUCCUGUUCCGAGUCUACCCUCUACCCCAUGCCUGUCCUCGUCCCCCUGGCGGUGGCCCCGCAGGAGAGCCACCGGACCUCAGCCCAAGCCUUGUUCCCCUUUGAGGCCGCAUUGCUCACCUCGGUGGCCAGGAGGAAGCAUCGCCGCUGGCAGUCCACUGUGGAGAUUUCGGCCCAGGCCCGCCUGGCCAGCUGUCCCGAGUCUAACCUGGUGCCCCCCAGGCCCGUGGCCAGAAGAGCAGGUGGUCCACAGGCCCGGGGCCGGCCCUUGCUGGUCCGCCAGGACGCCCACACCUGGAGCAACUCAGAGCCCUCCAAGCACUCGGCCGAGUGUGACCCACGGUUCCCCUCAGUCAUCCCGGAGACCAGCGAGGGGGAGUCCAGUGACCACACCACCAACCGAUUCGGAGAUCAGGAGUCCAGCAGCAGCGACGAGGAGGGCGGCGCCCAGAGCAGGGACUGUGACCUGGCACUAGACUAUGUGGCAGCUGGGCACACGGAGCUGGCCUGGACCCAGGAGGUCCCGGUCAGCUCGGGGCCACUCCUGUCCCCCGUGCCCAAGCUGUGCCGUAUCAAGGCCUCCAAGGCCCUGAAGAAGAAGAUCCGUAGGUUCCAGCCGACGGCCCUGAAGGUCAUGACCAUGGUGUGAGGCGCGGUGACUGCAUCAGGAGAAGCCUGCUGCACACAGGGGCCCUUUCCCCGCAGCGUCCUGUGCAUGUCUGGGUUUCAGUGUCAUCUCGCUAAGCCGCUUUAUCUUCCGAGGCCACCAUUUAACAGGAGUCCCCUCCUGUUACACGCUCUGCCCGUGGAGUAUGCCGUGAGUCCCCGCACCAGCACAGACUUCCAUGCAGAGCUCUGGUUUCAGAUGCCAGCAGACUCCCCGGCCGACCUAGCGUCUCUUUUCAACGUCUGCCCAGGAUACGGCUUCCGGCAGGCGCCUUGUUUCCAGCUUGUCAUCCUCCCAUGGCCUUCCCCUGCCCUCACUCCCCUCUGGCUGGGGAAGCGUUUCCCAAUCCUUUGACCAUUCCUCCCCAGAAGCGUUUUAAAGAGGCGGUUGCAGGACUCUGUGCUGGAAAUUGAAUUGGAGUUUAAACUCCACGUUACGCUGUCAGCGUACACAGACAACCAAAUCAUGCCAUGAUCUCAAAUAAAAGGAACUUUUUCUUUCCUCUUAA
This is a messenger RNA of Piliocolobus tephrosceles (Ugandan red Colobus), 3251 nucleotides long. RefSeq names its product dishevelled binding antagonist of beta catenin 2 (gene DACT2). NCBI's taxonomy places the organism in Eukaryota, Metazoa, Chordata, Mammalia, Primates, Cercopithecidae. The record is from RefSeq and is a predicted model, not a curated record. Gene Ontology annotation, biological process: negative regulation of nodal signaling pathway. Bases 800 to 2725 code for a protein of 641 amino acids. Gene Ontology annotation, cellular component: cytoplasm. The transcript has 3 exons.